Capsella rubella is the source of this 1656-nucleotide messenger RNA. Its product is annotated as DEAD-box ATP-dependent RNA helicase 38. Gene Ontology annotation, biological process: poly(A)+ mRNA export from nucleus. Gene Ontology annotation, molecular function: RNA helicase activity; ATP binding; RNA binding. Bases 55 to 1533 code for a protein of 492 amino acids. The transcript has 5 exons. NCBI's taxonomy places the organism in Eukaryota, Viridiplantae, Streptophyta, Magnoliopsida, Brassicales, Brassicaceae. Gene Ontology annotation, cellular component: nucleus; cytoplasmic stress granule. The record is from RefSeq and is a predicted model, not a curated record.
GGUUUUUGGAAUUGGUCGACUUGUUUUCUCACUUUUCUUGGUCUAGCUAGAGCUAUGGCGGAUAAUGAAGAGAAAUCCCUCACCGCUGAGUCAUCAUCAACCUCGGCUAAACCAUCAGUCGCCGGCGAAAACAGAGAGCCCAUAACGGAGAAGAAAAAGUGCGGCGAUGUUGAGGAAGUAAGCGUAGCAACGGAGCUUAAUCGUUUGAGCAUUAAGGAGGAAGAGAAACGUGACUCUGUGCUUCACGAACCCGAAGAUUCAAAUAUCGAAGCGGUUAUUUCUGGUGACACAGUGUAUACAUCAGCAAGUAGGUUUGAGGAUUUGAACUUAUCACCUGAAUUGAUAAAAGGCUUGUACGUGGAGAUGAGAUUCGAAAAGCCGAGCAAGAUCCAAGCAAUCACUUUGCCCAUGAUCAUGACUCCACCUUACAAGCAUCUUAUUGCCCAAUCCCAUAACGGAUCAGGCAAGACUACAUGUUUCGUGCUUGGAAUGUUGAGCCGGGUUGACCCCACACUGAGCAAGACUCAAGCCCUUUGCAUUUGUCCCACCAGAGAAUUAGCAAACCAGAAUAUGGAAGUCCUUCAGAAGAUGGGCAAGUUCACUGGGAUCACUGCUCAAGUGUUUGUGCCAACAGGCGUACCAGUCGCCAAACAAGCUCCUGUUUCUCCCCAUGUGGCUGUUGGCACCCCUGGAACACUUAAGAAGUGGAUGACAUAUGAGAAACUAGAUCUAAGUCAUUUGAAGAUUCUGGUUUUUGAUGAGGCUGACCACAUGCUUGCUACGGAUGGUUUCAAGGAUGAUUCCUUGAAGAUAAUGAAAGACAUUGAGUACCAAAAGAAAAAAAAGAAUCUUGAUACCAGUUUCCAGGUCCUUCUUUUCUCUGCAACUUUUAACGAAACCGUCAGGAAAUUUGUUGAGAAAAUAGUCAAGGGUGACCCCAACAAACUGUUUGUAGAAAGAAAGGCUCUGACUUUGGACUCAGUGAAGCAGUAUAAAGUGGUUUGCCCGGAGGAACAAAACAAGAUUGAAGUCAUCAAGGAUCAGAUUAUGGAGCUUGGGGAUAUUGGCCAGACCAUUAUAUUUGUGGAAACAAAAGUGUCAGCGGACAAACUGCACAAAGCUCUUGCAGAAAUGGGGUAUGAUGUCACCAGCAUUCAUGGUAGUAUGACAGUAGCGGACAGAGAUACAGUAGUGAAGGAGUUCAAAGCAAACCUAACUCAAGUUCUCAUUGCAACCGAUGUCAUUGCAAGAGGUUUUGACCAAAAGCAGGUGAAUUUGGUUGUCAAUUAUAAUCUGCCCUGUACUUAUAACACCGAGGAGCCAAAUUAUGAGGUUUACCUUCACAGAGUGGGAAGGGCUGGCCGGUUUGGCGGUAAAGGAGCGGUAUUCAAUCUGUUGUUAGAUGAUGGGUGGGAUAAAGAAGCCAUGGAGAAGAUCGAGAAGUACUUUGGAGCAAAUGUUAAGGAGAUAACCACUUGGAACUCAGAGGAAGAGUACAAAGGCGCUCUAAAGGAAGCUGGCAUCCUCGGAUGAAAACUAUUUCCUUAACUUUCAUUCUGUUACUAGUAUGUAUUUAGUUUCAUGGUAUACAUUUUAAAAACAAACAAAAAUAUAUUCAUAUUAUGUUGUAAGUAAUAUUUAAGAAGUAUAUUCAAA